Empidonax traillii (willow flycatcher) is the source of this 1757-nucleotide messenger RNA. RefSeq names its product Ly1 antibody reactive (gene LYAR). Gene Ontology annotation, molecular function: DNA binding. Lineage: Eukaryota; Metazoa; Chordata; Aves; Passeriformes; Tyrannidae. The transcript is spliced from 9 exons. Gene Ontology annotation, biological process: rRNA processing; negative regulation of transcription by RNA polymerase II. The record is from RefSeq and is a predicted model, not a curated record. The coding region runs from base 136 to 1230 and encodes 364 amino acids. Gene Ontology annotation, cellular component: nucleolus.
GGGGCGCGGCGGGCACGGGGCGGCGGCACGUGCCGCGCGGGGCGGCUGCGGGAGGCGGCGGCGCUGAGGGCUGUGCUUGUAUGUGGAGGAAGGAGGUUGUACGCACUUCCUGGAAGUUCCUGAGCACUCGCCAACAUGGUAGUUUUCACAUGCAAUGCGUGUGGAGAAGCUGUGAAGAAAGCACAGGUUGAAAAGCAUGUGAACAUCUGCAGAAACUGUCAGUGCCUGUCUUGCAUGGAUUGUGGCAAGGAUUUCUGGGGUGAUGACUAUAAGGAACAUGUGAAGUGUGUAAGUGAAGACCAGAAGUAUGGUGGAAAAGGUUUUGAAGCCAAAACUAACAAAGGAGAUGCCAAACAGCAGGAGUGGAUUCAGAAAAUCCAUGAAGUAAUGAAGAAGCCAAAUAUAAGCCCUAAAGUGCGGAACAUCCUAGAGCAGAUGCGUGCCUUUGAUAACAUUCCAAGAAAAAAAGUAAAGUUUCAGAAUUGGAUCAAGAACAGUUUGAGAAUUACUGACAGCACUUUGCAAGAUCAGGUGUGGGACUUUUUCUCGGAAGCAACCGGAAAGGUUUCAAAUGUAAAAGAACAAGACAAACCACAACAGAAGGAAGAGUGCCAGUCUGCAGAAACUGAGGAAAAAACAGUGGCAGAAGAAAAUGGAAUUACAGAUGAUAAAGUUGAGAGGAAAAAGAAUAAGAGAGAACGAAAAGAAGAGAGACAAAAGAAUAAAAAGAAGGAGAAAAAAGAUUUGAAAUUAGAAAACCAGUCAGAGGUAAAAAAGAGUAAAAAGUCCAAAAAAGGAAAGGAGAGCGUGGAGAAUGAAUUCGAAACAAAUGGAAAUGGCCAUCAGAGUGAUGUAGAAGAGGAAACAAAAAUAAAGAAACGCAAACAUAAACAUGUAGAAGAGGAACCUCCUGUCAAGACAAAGAAAAUGAAAACUGAAAGCAUUUCAGAAGACAUGGAAACAGAAGACACAAAUGACAACGAAGAAGAUGCAGGAACUAAUAAAGGUAAAUUCAACUGGAAGGGAACCAUCAAAGCUGUUCUGAAACAGGCUCCAGACAAUGAAAUUUCAAUUAAAAAACUAAGAAAAAAGGUUAUAGCUCAAUAUUACGCAGUAGCUGGUGAACAGCAGCACAAAUCAGAAGAGGAGAUCCUUGUCACAUUUAAUAAGAAAGUGAAUAACAAUCCCAAAUUUAAAGUUCUGAAGGACAGAGUGAAACUCGUGAAAUAAAAGUUUGCAUACUUUGCUGUUGCAUUUUAAUCUUGCAGACAGAGUCAGACUUUUCUGUCACCUGUACAAAUACUAUGCAUUGGUCUCAAUUUAAAUGGUAUAUGUGAAAGCAGAAUUUAACUUUUAAUACUGGACUCCUCCUCUUUUUCAAGAUUUAUCACAGAAUGUUUUCAGAUACUUUAUUUUUUGUUUUUAUGGAAAAUGUAUAUUUUUUGGUACAAGUUUUAAGAGGCAUUGAAAAUAAUUACUGCCUACUGUAUUAAAAUUCUUACACAGUAAUAGAUAUAAUUUAUAGGCAUGAAUGUUUUACGAGGACCUAGGUUGUGUGGCUUUUGGAAGAACUUAUUUUAAGAACAAAUAGAAUUUUCAUAAUAAAAAACCCACUGUGGAAUAAAUGUUUUGUUAUGGUAAAAUCCGAAAUGGUGUGACUGAUAUCCCCUUUACACACUGUAGCUAGUGUAUGCAGGCUUUAAUAAACCAUUAAGUCUGUGUUGUAAAAUGCAUAAUAGUGUCUCUCAGAUUUGCGU